This is a messenger RNA of Pelobates cultripes (western spadefoot toad), 4179 nucleotides long. The record is from the annotation of a GenBank genome assembly. Lineage: Eukaryota; Metazoa; Chordata; Amphibia; Anura; Pelobatidae.
AUGGAUGGAUUCCUCCAGUCCCAGACGGACGCGAGCGGGGAGGCAAGUGGAUCUAAUAUGGCGCCGACGGCCCUACCCCCCAGGGAACCGCAUGGCGCUGCGUUAGAAAGGAUAGGUGAAGAACUCCGUAAUAUGGCUGCAGCCAUGGCCACAAAAACGGACCUCCUAGCCCUCACAACCACCAUACAAGAUGCACUACGUGCCGAAAUGGCGGGAAUUCGGGCGGAGGUGACGGCACAGACAGGCCGAAUCCAGGACCUGGAACGCUCGCACGAAGCCCAUGCCACGAGGCAACAAGCAACGGACAUGGCCCUAACAUGCCAAGGUGAGCUGCUCCUGCAAAUGAGAAGGUCGGUCGAGGACCUAGAUAACAGGGGGCGCAGAUGCAACAUCAGGGUCCGUGGGGUCCCCGAAAGUGAAGGAGAAGCAGAAGAUGCUGAGGAUACUUUACUUGGCCUAUUCCGCCUGAUACUUGGAGAGGCCGCACCCCACACUCUUAAAUUUGAACGAGCUCAUAGAGCCCUUCGCACCCGGUCCCUGGACGAGGGCCCACGAGACCUGAUAUGCUGCCUUCACUCCUUCCGAGAUAAGGAUGCCAUAAUAAGAGCAGCCCGCUCCCGCCCGACCUGGGAUUACAGGGGUGCUGCGGUCUCCCUGUAUAAUGACCUCUCCCCCACUACACUUGAGGCCAGGAGAGCACUGAAGCCAAUCACAGCUGCCCUACAGGAAAGGAACAUACCUUAUAAAUGGGGCUUUCCCUUCGCCCUACUAGCCCGCACUCAGAAUGGCUGGACAUCGGUCCGCUGGCCCGAGGAGAUUCCAAGGUUCCUGGAGGAGCUGGACUUACCUCCAAUUACGGUUCAGGACUGGAUUCUGAGCCCAUUGGGAGGGGGACCACGCCAACAACGGGCACCCCGGAGGCGUGGGGACAACCCACUAAGAGGUCCGGCACCCCGCAGACGUAACAACCCGGAGGCGCCGGAGUAACAGGUAGGCCCUCCGCCCUCUGCUCUCUACCCAUGACCAAUCCCCUCAGAGGAGCACCUUGCCCUGCGCGGACACUAUACUAGGAACUGCAACCCCUCAAACCCAAACCACGGAUUGGAAUGCUGCGUAGAUGACCCUCCUGCUUCACCCUCACUCGGGACCCUCCCGAUGCCAAGAAGAGGUAACGGAGGGGUUCUCAUUCCCCUACCCCCACGGAAUUUUGGGUGGGGAUGACGGAUGAUGCUUCUUCUUUUGGCCGGGUGGGAAAUGUGGGGGAGGAUUGCCCGCCAUACAAGCCCAUAAGAUACAUAUCACCAUGGAUUUAUGUUGGGGAGGGGAGGUUGAUGCGGGGAACUUUUUGCAUUGCCUGGGGGGGCCCUGCCUUCGACCUUAAGCUGAGAACCCUCCAUCUGUGGCACCGGGGAACUCACCUGUGCAUGGCGGAGCACAGGUCGGCGAGACAUUGAUGCUGCAAACACGCACCAACUCUCUUGGAGAUCUGUGCACUGGACUCACGGUAUUGUGCAGUACCAACAGUAUACAUGGCAGACCACAUGUCUCACUCAGUGACCUCACCUCCUCUACCACAAAUGUCUGCUACACAUAUUGUAUUGUACAUAUAACACGUAUUGCAUUUAGCUGUUAUAUAUAUAUUAGGAUGGCAACUGUAUGACACAACUGCUGGGUGUGCUGACCCCCCUGGCCAUGCGGACGGGCUGGUUCACGUGUCCGGAAUGCCUACACCGGGGACUGGGCGGUCUGAUGGCUGGGGGGGUCGGCAUAUCAUGCAGAGGGAGGGCGGGACUCCUAACACAAUCAACACUGAGGGGUGGACACCCGGGAGGAAGUAGGGGACGGGGGGAGGCCCCACCGGGGCAGAUAAUCAACCGGUCCUCUCUUAUUUGUGGGAGGGCGGGGAGGGAAAUGUAAGUUUUCCACGGUUGCCGAUCACUUACGGGGGACACGUCGGGGCCGAGGGGUCAGGGGUGGAGGGGGAUGGGGAGAGAUUGCAAGUUGAUAACAAACGCAUAAAUCUCCAUGCUGUUCUCACGCUUGCCUAAUUUUGCAAUGUUAAUCUAUUUAAGUUAUCCUAUACCACCUCUGUCGGAUGGCGCCCUAUCUAUGGUUCAAAUGGCACUAGGCUAUGGUGCUGGUGGGUGGGACAAACGGAUACUGUUCUGACACCACACUUAUUUUCCAUAUCCAUACCGGUUCGGAGCGGAGCCAUUGACUCCACUUAAGGGUCGUGCAUUUUCCUGGACGGCGGAGCCCCCAGAGAUCCACAUCCCGGUCUGGUUACCGGAGUGACCUCUGGCGACCCCUGCUGUCGCACGACUUCCACCUCCUUAAACUGAGGUGACAUUGAGGUGCAUUCUCUUUAAUUUCUCCAUCCUCCACUAAGGGACACCUCCAUCUGGGGAAUAUCGUACUCUCCCCAUUUUUUUACUCUAUUCUUUUCUACUCACUAUACUUGAAACCACUCAUACUUUCCUAGUAGUCCGUCCUUGGCUCUAACACAGACGCGCAAUAUAGCCACAUCUCGCGCCCUCCUCACACCGCCACCACACUCCGCCGACUGCACAACCUCACGCACCACACUGGGAGUACGGGGACGGUAAGAGGGGCAAAAUCUACACACGACGCCCCUACUUUAGUGACCUCGCCACUUGAUUGGGAAAGCUCCUACUGGCCCUCCGCUCCCGCAGCUACACAGACCACUUACUCCUAGUGGCCGCACCAACGGGAGGGAGCUAGCCGGGACUAUAUAGCCACCCAGGAAGGGGGGAUCGGGCGCCGGGUUCUCCGCGUGCCCUGAGCCGAGUGCCGGGAUGUCAGCACCUUAUCAUAAUGCCCCGUUGCAUGUCCUAUCCCUCAACUGCAGAGGUCUGAACAUUCCUGAACGCCGCACCCAUCUCCUGCGAGAAUUGCGGAAAUCGCAAGUAUCUGUAGCUAUGCUUCAAGAAACCCAUUUCCUAGAGGGAUGUGCACCAAAACUGCAGAACCGAUAUUACCCCAACAAUUUCUUUAUCAACCACAACAUGGCACGUAGAGCCGGUGUUGCCAUCGUCCUGUCCGCUAACCUGGACUUCAGGGAACUGGACAGGAUAAUUGACACACAGGGGAGGUUUAUCUUCCUAAAAGGCACCAUUGCCGACAAACUCUACACAUUGGUGUCGAUCUAUGUGCCCAACACAAACCAGGCAAGAUUCUUUAGGGGAACAUUGAAUAAGCUACGAGGAUUCUCGGAAGGGGCGCUUAUUAUAGGAGGUGACUUUAACACCCCACUAGACCCCCAGAAGGAUACAUCGACAGGCAGUAGCUGUCUACCACACUCUAGUAUUUGCUCGAUCCGCAAAUCAAUGAGCGAGAUGGGUCUAGUGGACAGCUGGAGAGCGCUUAACCCGGAUUCCAAGAACUACACCCACUAUUCGGCACUCCAUCAACGCUACUCGCGGAUCGACUACAAACUGCUCCCACAGGAGGGCCUGACGCGACUUAGGGCGGCUACUAUAGGCCCUGCCACCUGGUCAGACCACGGCCCGAUGAUGGUUGAACUGGAAUCACCGCUGUUCAAACCAGCCCGCUGGACCUGGCGACUGAAUGAGUCCUUGUUCCAAGACCCAGAGGUUCUAGGGGAAGUAACGCAAGCCCUGGAAUUAUAUUUCAGAGAAAAUGAUGUGGAAGGAAUGUCGCCUAUAUCGAUCUGGGAAGCACACAAAAGUGUAAUCUGUGGAAAUCUCAUUAGGAUAGCCUCCCGCAAAAGGAAGGCGGCGAUGCGGGAAAUGGCAGAAGUCUAUGAGACCGUCGCAAAGCAGGAAAUCCAACACAAACGGACUCAACACGCUGACAGACAAACGGAACUAUUGAAUGCCCGACGACGACUCCGAGACCUCAUCACACGAAAGUACUACCGCUCCUUACAAUAUUCGAAGAAUUUCUUCUAUAUACACGCGAACAAAGGCGGCAAAUUCCUGGCACGCCUUCUGAAAGGCGACACACCACGAACAAGGGUACACAAAAUCCGCCUCCCCUCUGGGACCUCAACCUCCUUCCCAGACGAAAUCGCAAACGAAUUUCGCCGAUACUACCAUGCUUUAUAUAACCUCCCCGCCCUGGAUGGGACAACACCGGGACCUGUCGCCCUCACGCCCACCCAGGCCUUCCUACGGGAUAAUGUCUGCAAACGAGUGA